AUGUACGGCAUGGAUGGUCCUGGCCGCGCGACUUACACGAGGGGCUGCCUGUCCCAGAUGUUGCAAGAGACUUUGGACAAAAGCAUAAAGCCCGUGCUGAUAGUCAAAGCUUCUGCGAAGAUCGGCAACGACCAGAAGCGUUGGAGUCUAACACUGUGCGAUGGAGUGCACGUGGUGAAGUCUGUCGUUGUCAGUGAGAUGGCGAGGAGGCUGGAGGAGGCUGGAGGAGGCAACGUCAUCGGCCUCCUGCUGCGACUGGACAAGUAUGGCUUCAAAACCACCGAGAACAACUCGCAAAUCCUGGUGGUGUUGGAGUUCGCGACGGUGGGGCGCGCAGGGCCGCAAGACUACGUGGACGAACACCAGCUUACCAGACUGACCAGAGAGGAUGUCACGGCCGAGAACAUACCGUCAACGCAGGCCUUGCACGAAGAGCACUCUGCCAGAUUUGCCAACGGUGCCAGUUCAGGCGCUUACCUCACGCCGGAGCGCCGGAUUACCCCGGUGCCAGAGACGACACCGAACCCACCUAUGGCGCUCAGCAGCAGAAUGGCGACUUUUGGACAGGUGGAAGGAGGCAACUGUGGUGUUGCAGACGCCCCUACACAACCAGGUUAUGUGGAGGCACCUGCCGGGCCACCAGCCAAUCCCUAUGCCAUGCCGCCAGGUGGGCCUUAUGGUGGCAGCACCAACCCCUAUGCGAAUCAAAGCACUGCAUCUGCCCCUCGCCCGGCUGAGACGGCUCGAAACCUCAGCACCAGCCUCGCUCCGGUGUCUUCCGUGGGUGCUGUCACGCCCGUCAGUGCUCUGAAUGCCUACACCGGUGGCCGAUGGAAGAUCAAGGCGCGGGUUCUCACGAAAGGUGACGUGCGGAAAUUCAACAAUCAGCGUGGAGAGGGCCAGCUUUUCAAGGUGGACCUCGGAGACAAGACCGGCGAGAUCUCGGCAACGUUUUUUGGCCGUGCCGUGGACAAGUACUACUCACUGCUGAAACCUGAGAAGGUGUAUACGUUCCAGAAGGGCCAGAUAAAGCCGGCAAACAAGCGCUACGACCGGGGCGACCACGUCCUGGUUUUCGAAGAGCAUGCCCUCAUCGAGUUAGCAGGCGAGGACGACGACAUCCCGAAGAUCAGCUAUGACUUCCGGGACCUCGCCAGCGUGGAAACCCUGCAGCCCGAAACGCACAUCGACGUCAAAGCAGUGAUCUUCCACAUGCAGGAGCCCUUUACAUUCACGGCCAAGACAUCGAACAAAGAGAUGACGAAGCGGGUUCUCCACCUCUGGGACACCUCGGGCGACCCUGCGUCUGGCAGCACCUGCGAGCUUACGCUUUGGGGCGACACAGCUCUCAGCUCGGAGUUCGAAAUGCAUCAGGUGAUCUUCUUGAAGAAAGCUCGAGUCACGGAGUUCAACGGCCAGAAGAGUCUCAGCAGCCCUGCUGGCAUGCAGCACAGUCCGGACCACCCACAGGCCUUUGCUUUGAUUCGCAGCUACCAGCAGCUGCAGCAGGCGAACCCUCAGGCCUUCCAGGCGCGGACCAAUUGGGGAAGCUCGGCAGGAAGACGCCAAACCAUCGAAGAACUGCGCCAGGAGGACAUUGGUCUGGGUGCUCCGCCGACGCAAUGGCAGCAGCCGGCUGGACCAGGUGAAGCAAAGAGCAUCCACCGGCACUGGGUCGUAGCUACGAUGACGAACUUGCCGAUGGACCGGCCUCCUUACUACACGGCAUGCCCUCACGUGGCGGAAGCCUCACAGCCUCCGACUUCCGCGGGCCAGCCCAGCACAAGGACGUGCAACAAGAAGGUCACGCAGGAUGGAGAUGGCAUGUGGAUGUGCGCUUCUGGCCACAAAUCACAGCAGCCAGAGUUCAGGUAUCUCUGCCGACUGACCGUUCUGGAUCACACGGACAAGUGCGAGGUUAACCUCUAUGAUGAAGCCGUCAACAAGCUGCUGAAGUGUCCUGCCAAGGACUAUGCGCAGGUCUAUGAUGGAGGCAUGAACAGCGGCCAGCUUGCAGAUCAACUGCGGCAGCUCAAUGGUCGAAUGGAGUGGAGGAAGUGCUUGCUCCGACUCCGUGCCCAGAAGGAGAUCUGGCAAGAGAACGAGCGCGUCAGGUACUCAGUGGACGAGGUCCAGCCUGUGGCUCUUGUGUCAGACGCGAAACAGAUGUUGGCCGACAUUCAUGAGUCACUCGCUGCCAUGCCACAAGCCGGCUACUGA
Molecule: messenger RNA, 2220 nt
Organism: Symbiodinium sp. CCMP2456
Lineage: Eukaryota; Dinophyceae; Suessiales; Symbiodiniaceae
Source: the annotation of a GenBank genome assembly